AUGCACCGCAGCAUCCACGCGCCGGACCCCGCGUCCCCACCCCCACAACAACAGCAGCCCACGACGCUGCACCGCCCCAGCUGGUUCAUCUCGCGCGGCAACGGGGUGCUCGUGCCCGUGGUAGCGGUCGACGAGCUCCCGCCCGACGUGCGCCUGCCUUGCGCCCCGCGCAACAUCAGCUCCGACGAUGCGCGCGGCCUGGAGUACCUGGGCGAGCGGCCGCGCACCGGCGAGCUAGCGUUCGAGUUGGUGCGCGGCGAGGCCGCCGCGAAAGAAGAGGCCUGGAAGCAGUAUGUGGCGCCUGAUGCCGCUGUGCGCAAGAAGCUGGGGAUUGCCGGGGCUGGUGAGAAGACGGGCGAGAAGGACAGGAAGGUCAGUUCAUCUCUCCACGCCUCCUCCUCCUCCUCCUCUUCCUCUGCCAAAUACACACUGACGCCCUCCCCGCAGACCACCACCACCACCACGACUACACCCACCAACCCCGAAACCCGCUCCCCAAGCCUGUUGCCCCCCUCGGGCCGCGAGCCUGACCCCGCCCGCAAGCACUACUGCACGUACUGGAUCCGGACGGGCGAGUGCGACUUCGUACAGCAGGGCUGCCGCUACAAGCACGAGAUGCCGGACCGCGACACGCUGCGCAGCAUCGGGAUCCUGCACACGCCGCGCUGGUAUGCCGAGCGCACGGCGAUCCGGCUGGGACGCUCUGAGCCGGCGCAGCCGACGUGGCUGCAGCUGCGGGCGAAGGCGGAGAAGGAGAGGGAGGAGCGCGAGGCUAAGGGGUUGCUGGCGCCGCCGCUGGUGCCGGAGAGGCUUGCUGAUGAUGCGCUGAUUGAUUUGGGGGUGGAGGAGCCUGUUGCUGCUGCUGCUGCUGGUGAUGCUGGUAAUGCUUCCGUCAAGCUUGCCAACGCUGCCGGCUUCUCUACCACCACCAACAACAGCAGCAACAACAACAGCAGCAACCUCCAUCCGCGCCCCAGCUCCUCCCUCCCCCCCUCCCCUCCAUCCGUCCCAUGCAAAAAGCCCCUCUCGGCCCUCACCACCGGCGCCGGCACCAUCGCCCAGCCCCUCAAGUUCAUCAACUACUUCCCGGCCGAGAUGCAGCGGCAGCAGCAGCAACAAUACGAACACCACCACCCCAAGCGCGCAGAGCCCGAGCCACAGAAAGCAGCGAAAAGCACACGCACGGUCAGCACCACAGGCAGCAAAGCCCCCACACCCGCCUCGGCAGCAGGCCUCCGCGCCUCGCGCUGGGCAACAGCGACGACGGGGGCGGCGCCGGCACCGCUGCUGCUCCCGCCACCGCACCCACACCGCGUAACCGCAGUUAGGACCAGGACUAGGACCAGAGCAGCAGCGGAAGCUGAGCCAGAGCCAGAAACAGAAGCAGAAACAAGCGGCUACACCAGCGGCGUGGCGGCUAUUGACAUGGACUCUGAGACCGAAACCGAGACUGAAACCGAGAUCGAGAUCGAGUCCGCCGACGACAACAGCGAAGACGAAGACGACGCAGGCGCAGGCGCAGACGCAGACGCAGACACAGCCAUAGUCAAGACGAGGCGCUCGCCCCCCCUCCCCCGCUCGCCUUCGUUAAUUCCUGUGCCUGUCUCGAUCCCAAUCUCCAGCACCUCCUCCUCCUCCUCCUCCUCCUCCUCCUCCUCUUCCACCACCGUCUCCGCUAACACCAACGUCGCCAGAGCGGCAAAGCGGGCCGGGAGGAGCGUUAGAGGCGCUGUCAGCGGCAAGAGCAACAGCAAGAGCAACCGCAGGACCACUGAGACGCCGGCGCCAACGCAGACGACCAGCACAAGCGCAGCCCUCGCCGCGCGCGCGGUGCGCGUCCGAAGGGUUGGGGACGCGGUGUAUUGCAUUGGUAACGGCAAGGGAAGUGGGAGCGGUGAGGGUAGUGGUAGUGGUGGCGUGGGCGUUACUUGCAGUGGGCAUGGGCAUGGUGCCAGCACAGGCGUUGGUGCUGCAGGUACCAGUGCUAGGACGGCGCGUGCGCGUGCGCGUGACGGCGCUAGCGCUAGGGAAGAGCGCGAGCGCGCGAGGGAGGUGUGGCGGGCGGUUGAGGCGCAGCGGGAGAGGUUGGGGCGGGAGGGACGGGAGGGUAGGGGUGGGGUUGCUGGGGGGGGGAAGGGGGAGAGGGUGGAGAAGAGGGAGAGGAGGGAGAAGGAGAAGCGCACGGGCGUGGGGAGGAGGGGUGUCGUUUGA
Molecule: messenger RNA, 2211 nt
Organism: Aplosporella prunicola CBS 121167
Lineage: Eukaryota; Fungi; Ascomycota; Dothideomycetes; Botryosphaeriales; Aplosporellaceae
Exons: 1
Coding region: 1-2211 (736 amino acids)
Molecular function (GO): metal ion binding
Source: RefSeq, a predicted model, not a curated record